UACGCGCUGUCUUGCUGGUCUACAACGCAUAACAUUAGCUACUGACAACAAUGGCUAACAUAUGUCAGAUUUGGAGACCGGACCGAGGGCGAUAUUUUAAAACUCACGGAAUUAUUAUCCUCUUGUUCAUGGACCUGCUUUUGCAAUGUGUUCAUGGGUAUCUGAAUUCUCCCCAUGUUGGUCAAGACCCUCCAUUCACCAGAGAUGCCCAGCACGGCCCUGUGAUUACGAGCCCCGUGGUACCUACAACAACUUCCGCCUCCCCAGCAGCUGAAGAGAGCUAUACCGCUAAAUGUCCAAGUGGGGGUCUGUGCAGUCGGCUUCCAGCUGACUGCAUUUAUUGCAAUUAUCACCACAACUGCAGCUAUGGCAAGCCAGCCUCCUUCACCUGCAAACCCAGGAAAGGGGUUCACUGCAUUGGGGAAUCUGGACAGCAGCUAAAUAACUUCUCUCUCUCCAUCACCUGUCAGUUCUGCUGGCAGCUGGACCCGUCCCAGUACAGGUGCUCCAACUCCACUAGCUGCAUGACUGUCUCCUGUCCUCGCAAGCGCUACAAUGCUACCUGUGAAGUGCUAGACCAUGUGCAUUGCUUAGGUAGAAGAGUUUUUCAGAAACGGUUAUUCUGCAAUUGGACUGGAGGAUACAAAUGGUCAACAGCACUGGCACUCAGCAUUACACUUGGUGGUUUUGGGGCAGACCGGUUUUACUUGGGGCAGUGGCGAGAAGGCCUGGGCAAAUUGUUCAGCUUCGGUGGCCUUGGUAUCUGGACCCUGAUCGAUGUGCUUCUAAUAGGAGUCGGUUAUGUCGGGCCUGCAGAUGGUUCUCUCUACAUCUGAGACAGAAGGCUCUUUAAGGUGUGAUUGGACCGUCAGUGCCCUCUUACACCUCUCCUUCUUGACUCCCAGUGAGCAGAGAUCCAAGACAUUGUGUUAUUAGCACGUCUGUCUGCCCUGGCUCCCCCCGCAACAGAUCCUUGUCCCAUCUGCUAGCAGGCUGGAAGCGUUUUCCUCUCAUCGCACACAGGAUGACUGUAAACCACAUGACCAUCAGAUCAAUCACAUUUAUCCAAAACUUGUCUGCUGUCCAGAAGAAAGUGUACUGAGAGAUGCAAAGACCUCAAGUAUGUUUUAUGUGGAUGUUAAGAGCUGGUGGUUCUGAGCUAACUACGGUUAAAUUUGGUCAUGCUGAUAGACUAUAGAUAGGUUUGGUUUCUGUGGAGCAGGGCUCUCGGAGACAUCCUGUCACCUUAGAACCCUGUGGUGUUCCUCUUUUACAUCAGGGUAAAUGCACGGGGGGGGGUUAAACAGUAGCCAUGGCAACAGAGCAUUUGCAUCAACGCCAUAAUGAGUAUGUUGAAAGGUAUUGUUUCCGUCAAGCAAAAAAAAAAAAAGUAAAAUAAACUUGAUGGGAUAAGCUUGGGUGUUUUACAGACAGGAAUGACUUUCGUACCAGCUACAAACAGACUCAGUGGUAAUGUUGCAUGUCUUCUGGAUAAACUCCAAUAAAUGUGAUAAAUAAGAUAUCUGAUAGUUAUUACCCUGACUGAGGGUUUUUCCUCCUACAUUCUUUCGGCAGUGGCACCACAUAAUAGGAAAAUUGCCUCAACACCUAAACAUCGAAAAAGUUAAGAGUUAUGUUGUUUUAUCAGCCCAGUAUUGCAACAAGUGCUGGGCCAAUAUGAUGAAAAAGACCAGGAGAAAGCACACAGCCAGGAGCCAAAGUUACCCUCACUAUCCGCUAUGAAACGAAAAUAGAAGGAACACUUAAAUAACUGUCUCUCCCAUAAUCACUUUGGCUGUGUUCUACAUAAAGCAAAUUUAUACAAUUUAGUAUAUUAACACUACAUGUUCCCACAGCUUGUCCAGCAAAAUCCAUGCUUUCAAGUAAUUUUACCCAGUCUGUUUCAUCCCUCGUUUUUUAUUCUUCAUACUGCCCCAUCCAUAUGCUCACAGUGUAAGAUACCAUUAAGAAUAUGUUGCACAAGUUUGCUCUCACUUGCUGUAAAUGUAUUAUUUUGAAUCUUGUGCAUUGUUGUAUAUUACAAUUUUUAAAGAUAUAAAUAAAAAUUUGAA
Molecule: messenger RNA, 2072 nt
Organism: Lampris incognitus (smalleye Pacific opah)
Lineage: Eukaryota; Metazoa; Chordata; Actinopteri; Lampriformes; Lampridae
Gene: tm2d3
Product: TM2 domain containing 3
Exons: 6
Coding region: 51-836 (261 amino acids)
Source: RefSeq, a predicted model, not a curated record